CAGUGAUAUACUUUAUCAUUGUUUGAAAGGUUCUUUUACUUUUUAUUUCUUAUCUAUAUGUUCAUGUAACCUUUUCAUUGGCACUGAACAGAAACUGAUCAUUAUUUAUAUACAAAUUUAGGAUAUGCCAUCAUAUAAUGCAUUCCAACAAAGAGCAUUUUAAAUUCCAUAAUGAAAAUUUAAAUCACUGAGACGUAACAGGAAUCAAACACACAUCCUGCUUAUACAUGUUAGGGUUAGAGUUUCCAGACAACAGGAAUCAAACACACAUCCUGCUUAUACAUGUGAGGGUUAGAGUUUCCACACGACAUGAAUCAUUCUUAAAGUGACCUCCAUUCUUUACUGCCUCUGACUCUAUGCAUGCUCCUUUGGUAUGUCUGUGUGACUUCACAUCCUGUAUAAUUUCUAAUGCCUCUUGGAUGACGGUCUCUGUAGCCUCCUAAACCUUCCUGCCCUGCCUCACCACCUUUGUGCCCAGACUUCUAUUAAUAGUGGCCUGGAAGUGGCCAGACCUCAUUACCCAGGAGAGCUUGUUAAAACAUCAACAGCCGACACAAGGCAAUGGAGCCACACAUAUUAAUUACCGUCCCGUCAGGCUGUCAUUUAUAACCUGACCCUCGUGUCACAUGUCAUGCAGAAUAACCUUUUGAGAAGACUGCACACUCACUCUGCUCCACCUCAUGUGAGGAGUAUUUCCAAUCCCUUUCCUCCUCAGAGUGCCUAAGUGGAUUUGUGUGCUCAGUAAAUAUCUGUGGUCUUUCCCUCAAUCCUCUGCCUCAUUAGAGUCCUAACCUGCAGAGAAACCGACCAUCUUGUUGCCCUAGAGUCUGGCACAGAGUCCUAACCUGCAGAAGCACAGACCACCUCACUGUUCUCCAGUUUGACACAGAGUCCUAACCCACAGAGGCACAGACCACACCACUGUCCUUCAGUCUGGCACAGAAUCUUAACCUGCAGAGGCACAGACCACCUCACUGUCCUCCAGUUUGACACAGAGUCCUAACCCACAGAGGCACAGACCACACCACUGUCCUUCAGUCUGGCACAAAAUCUUAACCUGCAGAGGCACAGACCACCUCGCUGUCCCCCAGUCUGACACAAAGUCCUAACCCACAGAGGCACAGACCACCUUGCUGUCCUCCAUUCUGACACAGAGUCCUAACCCACAGAGGCACAGACCACUCCACUGUCCUUCAGUCUGGCACAGAAUCCUAACCCACAGAGGCACAGACCACCUCGCUGUCCUCCAGUCUGACACAGAGUCCUAACCCACAGAGGCACAGACCACCUCGCUGUCCUCCAGUCUGACACAGAGUCCUAACCCACAGAGGCACAGACCACCUCGCUGUCCUUCAGUCCCCUUUGAGAUUUCUCUGCGUAGCAGCUCUAUACGUAAGCAAAAGGGUGAUUCUGUCUGAAUGAUACAUUUUGCUGGCUCUGAGCUAAGCACGAGACAUAAAUGUGUAAUACUUUUUGGUCUCAUUCGCUCUGUUUCAUUGUAACCUUUGUGUGAUUUUUAAGUGUCCUGCUUGACAUCUUGUCAUUUAUUUAUUCUAGUUAGAUCAAAUUUGAAUAAAGCCUGUUUUUACGGACAGUAACAAAUAUGAGGUCAUAUGAGGAGCAUGAAGAUUCUUAACUCCUUCAAUAAAGGCAAUGAAUGUAGUACUUCUGGGGAAAAAAAUCUAGUAUUCUGAAAAUGAAGACCACAGAAAACAACUUGGUGCUUACUGAUAGCAGCGGGGGUGUUAACCAUGAUGAUCAUGUGACUGGGAGAAGUGAGAGGAGGGUCCAUGCAGAUGAGUGAAGCGCACAGCACACGAACUGGCAGCCGGAUGUCUGCUGUUUUGUCACCAUCAGCAGAAGGCUGGUUGCUGGUAGCAGUCUAUGGCAUACACUGGAUCCUCUGGUAGCAGUCUAUGGCAUACACUGGAUCCUCUGGUAGCAGUCUAUGGCAUACACUGGAUCCUCUGGUAGCAGUCUAUGGCAUACACUGGAUCUUGUCUGUGAUCUUGUGAAUCAUGAAGUCAUCAAAAUUACAUUACAGCUUCGAUGUGGAGAAUGGGAUCUCGGCCAGCCGCAGCCCGCUGGAUCCCCAAGCGAGCCCGGGCUCCGGCCUCAUCCUGCAGGCCAAUUUCCCGCACAGCCAGCGCCGCGAGUCCUUCCUGUACCGCUCCGACUCCGACUUCGACCUGUCUCCCAAGGCCAUGUCCCGGAACUCCUCCUCUGCUAGCGAGCUGCAUGGAGAAGACAUGAUUGUAACACCAUUCGCACAGGUCCUUGCGAGCUUACGGACAGUGAGGAGCAACUUUGCUGUGCUAACGCACCUGCAGGAUCGUGUAGCCAGCAAGAGGUCGUCGGCCAAUAACCCUGCAUCCAUGUGCAAAGCAAACCUGCCAGAGGAGGCCUACCAGAAGCUGGCCGUCGAGACGCUGGAGGAGCUGGACUGGUGUCUUGACCAGCUGGAGACCCUACAGACACGGCACUCUGUCAGCGAGAUGGCCUCAAACAAGUUUAAGCGGAUGUUGAAUCGAGAGCUAACCCAGCUGUCAGAAACAAGCCGCUCAGGGAUCCAGGUCUCCGAGUACAUCUCCAGCACCUUUCUGGAAAAGCAGCACGAUGUGGAGAUCAUGUCCCCGUCCCCUAAGGACAAGGACAAGAAGAAGCGCCCCAUGUCUCAGAUCAGCGGUGUGAAGAAGCCAGCUCACAGCCCCAGUGUGGCCGCCUGCACGAUUCCGCGUUUUGGUGUCACCACAGACCAGGAGGCUUCGCUGGCCAAGGAAUUAGAAGAUAUCAACCGAUGGGGCCUAGAUACCUUCAAGAUAUCAGAGUAUUCUAGCAAUCGUCCUUUGACUGUAGUCAUGUACUCCAUCUUCCAGGAAAGAGAUCUGCUGAAGUCGUUCAAGAUGCCAGUAGACACUUUCAUCACGUUCAUGAUGACGCUUGAGGACCAUUACCAUACUGACGUGGCCUACCAUAACAACAUCCAUGCUGCAGACGUGGUCCAGUCCACCCACGUCCUCCUCUCCACUCCAGCACUUGAGGCCGUUUUCACUGACCUUGAAAUCCUGGCUGCCCUCUUUGCCAGCGCCAUCCAUGACGUAGAUCACCCAGGCUUAUCCAACCAGUUCCUCAUCAACACAAACUCAGAGCUGGCACUGAUGUACAAUGACGCCUCCGUCCUGGAGAACCACCACCUGGCUGUUGGGUUCAAGCUGUUGCAAGAGGAAAACUGUGACAUAUUCCAAAACCUCAGCAAGAAGCAGAGACAGUCGCUGCGCAAGAUGGUCAUUGACAUGGUCUUGGCUACUGACAUGUCCAAACACAUGAACUUGCUGGCAGACUUGAAGACCAUGGUGGAGACAAAGAAGGUGACGAGUCUAGGAGUGCUGCUCCUAGACAACUACUCUGACCGUAUUCAGGUUCUCCAGAACAUGGUGCACUGUGCUGACCUCGGCAACCCUACCAAGCCCCUGGAGCUGUACCGGCAGUGGACCGACCGCAUCAUGGUGGAGUUCUUCACCCAGGGAGACAGGGAGAGGGAGAAGCACAUGGAGAUCAGUCCCAUGUGUGACAGACACAAUGCUUCCAUUGAGAAAUCCCAGGUUGGGUUCAUUGACUACAUCGUGCACCCUUUGUGGGAGACGUGGGCGGACCUGGUGCACCCAGAUGCCCAGGAGAUCCUGGACACGCUGGAGGACAACCGAGAGUGGUACCAGAGCAUGAUCCCACACAGUCCGUCCCCCCAGCCCGAGGACCAGGACACGGAGGACAAGGCAGCUGCCGCGGAGACUGGGGGGGGAAGCAGCGCCUCUGCUGGAGAGAAGUUCCAGUUUGAACUGACCUUAGAAGAAGAGGAGGAAUCAGACAGAGAGGGCCGUCCUGAAGACGAGGAGAUGGUAGCUGUCGGCAGUGGGCCAUCCAGAACUUCUCCAGACAGCCAAGCCUUGUCCCCUGACCCUCAUAGCAGGCCUCCAACAGGCCCCCCACCGGAGGAUGCCGCCCUCUGAGGCAGAUGUGGGGGACGCAGAAAGAGAACAGGAGCCGGAAGGAAGCAGUGUGCCGGGUUCACAGCCAAAGACAUAGUACUGGUCUUCAGGCACCAGGGCUGGAUUCUUUGCUCCAGACUGUGAGGGAUUCUUUGCUCGUCCUGCAGAGGAGAUCGGUGCCAUGGAGGAGGGAUGGCAAGGAUGAGCUUCCACGCCAAACUCAGUCAAGAGUAGCCUUACGCUGGAGGUGCCUCAGAGGAGAGCCCUCUAUUUUAACCAGGAACAGAGAUGUCCUUUUUCAAUUAGAGGGUCUUUUUAAAUACCCUUUUCAUAAAUAUAUAAAUAUUUGGGGGGGGGGGGUGUCUUGGACACAGACUGCUGUAUUUGGCUGUUGGUUUGUUCAUUCACUGAAGCUUAAAUCAGUCACACUAAGGUCUACUGACAGAGGAAGAAUGGAUUCUGCUGAAAAAAGUCUUCCUUUAAAAGAUUUCAUGGCGUUUGUAGGAGAGAAAAGCAUUGGUUAUUGUCAUACAGUUUGCUGUGGAAGAAAGUGACUUUGACUGAAUUUCCAUAUUUUUUAUUUGUUUCAGACUAACUGUAUAUAUUAGUGAAAAGCAACUACAUUUUACCAAAUAUGUACUAAAACAGAGAAAAAAAAACAUGUCACUAACCUCAGGGUAUGAAGAAAAGAAUAGAUUUCAAUGUAGCAAGGAUGUCUGGGUAGCCUUUUACCCUGUUCCCUGUGCAGUGCUCCUACUGGAGUACAGUAUCAGAGGAAAAACGAAAAAAAAGCCUGAUCCAUUUUGUGUGUCUGGCGCCCUCUAUUGUUCAUUAUUUAUCAUUAUUUCAUUUGUAAAGUCUCCCACUGUAUAUUUGUCAAUACAUUCAUUACGGGGCUUUAUCACUAAAAUAUUAUUAUACAGUGUAAUAUUUUUCAACAUUACUGUUCUAGAAGAUUUGAGAAACACUUUUUGUAUGCUUUUAUGUAAAUCCUUGUCCUAUUUGUCAGACUGUAGAUAAUUUAGUUUUAUUGUAAAACUGUAUCUGGACCUUUCUGUAUGUAAACGUGUCAGUGUGCCGCCCGCGCUCCAACAUCCAGCUGCGGCUGCGGUCGGUGCCCCGUCGCCGUUUGCCAGUGAGCGCGGCGGUGGCAGUACAGGCGGCUGAGUUCCCCGUCGCCGUUUGCCAGUGAGUGCCCGGCAGCACUGCAGAGAGGGGGGGGGCAACCUGCAGCGCUCUCCAGAUCCGAAACCAAAGCUGUUCGGACUUGAAGAUCAAAACGGUUCUUCAGGUGCUUUUUGCGUGUUUUCAAGCACUUUGAGAAGUGCCGUGUGUCAGUUACACGUAUGAACUGUCAGUACAGAAGUCUUAUUGUACACAAACUGAAUGUGUGCCGGAAGUUACAGAACGUGUGCCAACAUUUUUGUUCUGUUUGGUAGCAAUUCUGCUUUAUAUUCUGAUUUCACAAGAGUCUAGCUGCCAAUUAGAUUUUUACCUUAUCAAUAAUGUGUUUCACAGCAGAGAUUUUAUAAGCCAUUCCUCCCAUAGCGAAUACUAUCACAUAUAUCUGUGCGUUUUUUAUGUUUUUAAGUUAAUAUACUGAUGUUCAGUCUUGGGGAUAAUAGAAAUUAGAUCACUGUGAAUCAGGCAUAAAUAUGACUGAUAAAAACUUUUGUGCAGAAAGAAUUCUAAAUAAAAGUCACUGUAAAACAGUGCAGGUUAUUGUGAAUAUGAGUUAAAAUUAAAAUGGAUUGAAAUGUAAAGCGCCUUAGUAACUGACCUGUGUAACUGACCAAUCACAACUGUCGAUACUGUAGCUUUUGUGUAAAAAUCUUUGUCCUUCCGUGUCUCUUAAUGUCAUUGUUGCCAUUGUGCAGCGUUUCCAGCAUGGAUUUACCAGAAAACACUAACAUGACAUCCUUAUACGCUCAAAACCCAGCCUUAUAAAGGCUGAUAUCCACCUCAGACUCAGAUCUUACACUGCAGUGUUCCAUCCAGUGGGCAGCCCGGAAUGAACUGUCACACCUGAAAUUUCAGAGCCUUAAAUUUCACUGAAGGGAAACCCUUCUCCAGGAGAGCUGCAGUUUUCCAGUGCCAUGCAGUUUGUGAGUCCUGACACUUAACAUGUGUCCUGGUUUAUCAUCUUUACGAGUACAGCAGCGUUGCCAUUACAGUACAUCCCACUGUCUUCGUACCUGUAAGCCGUUCCUGUUUCCUGUUGUGCCGUUUACUCUUUGUCUGAGGUACUGUACAUAGAUCACAUGUUUCCCGUAUCUUGGAGUGUAGCUUUUGAAGAAAAACAAGGAAUAUAAUAUAACCAGUACCCCUUUAGUGUGUGCUCUGCUGGUUUUCACGCUGAACCACUAGGUGGCGCAUAAACAAAUAUGUUCUAACGACACAUGCAUUUUAUUGUUUUGCAUUUUCAAUCACCUUUUUCUUUAAGUUUCAUAUAAAGGGAGGCAUUGAGAGUAAAGCCAAAGGAGAGGCUGAAGUCACCGUGUUUUUAUGUGGGCUGAGCCGGUCGAGCACACGUUGAAUUGUUAACAGCCACCAGAGCAGACGCUAAAGUGGGACCAGAUAACCAUUCUGACAUGCUCAGUUGUCCACAUUUUCGUCUAUGACUCCAAAAUUCAGGUUCUUAUAGACUAAACAUAUAAAUCAAUAAAACUAUUAAGUCAUCCUUAUUGCUUUCAUUUCUGAGGUAUUUUAUUUGUUUUUGGUGCAUCCAAAUGCCAAUGUUUACUACUGAUAUGUAACUUCUGUCUAUGUAAAUCACGUUGUCAAUGUCAUUAAAAGAAAAGUCAUUCUGGAA
This is a messenger RNA of Paramormyrops kingsleyae, 6798 nucleotides long. RefSeq names its product 3',5'-cyclic-AMP phosphodiesterase 4D. Lineage: Eukaryota; Metazoa; Chordata; Actinopteri; Osteoglossiformes; Mormyridae. The record is from RefSeq and is a predicted model, not a curated record. Gene Ontology annotation, molecular function: 3',5'-cyclic-nucleotide phosphodiesterase activity. Gene Ontology annotation, biological process: signal transduction.